GGUGUACAUGGGGGGUGAGAUGGAGGGAAGCUGACAGACUUACCCCAGCAAUUAGGGAAGAUGGCCCAGGCUGGAAGAGUCGCUCCCAAGCCCUACUGUCGUCCCCUUCCCUAAGCCAGCGGGUCUGGGGGACGGAGGGGGAACCUUCCCACCCCAGGCGCCACACGAGAUGGCUCCGUGGCCUCACAGAAACGGCUCUCUGACUUUGUGGUCGGACGCCCCCACCCUGGACCCCAGUGCAGCCAACACCAGUGGGUUGCCAGGAGUACCAUGGGCAGCGGCAUUGGCUGGGGCAUUGCUGGCGCUGGCCACGGUGGGAGGCAACCUGCUGGUAAUCAUAGCCAUCGCCCGCACGCCGAGACUACAGACCAUAACCAACGUGUUCGUGACUUCGCUGGCCGCAGCUGACUUGGUAGUGGGACUCCUCGUAAUGCCACCAGGGGCCACAUUGGCGCUGACUGGCCACUGGCCCUUGGGCGAAACUGGUUGCGAACUGUGGACGUCAGUGGACGUGCUCUGUGUAACUGCCAGCAUCGAGACCUUGUGCGCCCUGGCUGUGGACCGCUACCUAGCUGUCACCAACCCUUUGCGUUACGGCACGCUGGUUACCAAGCGCCGCGCCCGGGCGGCAGUUGUCCUGGUGUGGAUCGUGUCCGCUGCCGUGUCCUUUGCGCCCAUCAUGAGUCAGUGGUGGCGUGUAGGGGCAGAUGCCGAGGCACAGGAGUGCCACUCCAAUCCGCGCUGCUGUUCCUUUGCCUCCAACAUGCCCUAUGCGCUGCUCUCCUCCUCCGUCUCCUUCUACCUUCCCCUCCUUGUGAUGCUCUUCGUCUACGCUCGAGUGUUCGUCGUGGCUAAGCGCCAACGGCGUUUGCUGCGCCGGGAACUGGGCCGCUUCCCGCCCGAGGAGUCUCCGCCGCCUCCGUCGCGCUUUCCGCCCCCUGCCACAGGCAGAACACCCGCGGCACCGGAUGGAGUGCCCUCCUGCGGCCGGCGGCCUGCGCGCCUCCUGCCGCUCCGGGAACACCGCGCCCUGCGCACCUUGGGUCUCAUUAUGGGCAUCUUCUCUCUGUGCUGGCUGCCCUUCUUCCUGGCCAACGUGCUACGCGCACUCGCCGGGCCUUCUCUAGUUCCCAGCGGAGUUUUCAUCGCCCUGAACUGGCUGGGCUAUGCCAACUCCGCCUUCAACCCGCUCAUCUACUGCCGCAGCCCGGACUUUCGCGACGCCUUCCGUCGUCUUCUAUGCAGCUACGGUGGCCGUGGACCGGAGGAGCCACGCGCAGUCACCUUCCCAGCCAGCCCAGUUGAAUCCAGGCAGAGCCCACCGCUCAACAGGUUUGAUGGCUAUGAAGGUGCGCGUCCGUUCCCGUGAAGGGCCGUGGAGAUCCAGCAAGGAAGCUUGCUUGAUCCCCAUCUUCUUGACUGGUUGCCCCAAGAAAUAUUGUUUCCGUUUUUGCAGGACUUUUGGGGAUUUCUUUUUUCCAGAAAGACAAGCAACGACCAUGGAUGCAACAUUUUUAUAAUGCCUUUGAUUUCUACUCAGAGUGAGUCCCCUGGAACCUCAACUCUCCAACGCUCCAGAACCGAUGACUAGACCACAAGGUGUAAGGGAAAUCUUACCAAAUGGGUUUCACCAUCCUCCUCUCUUUCUGAGAGAAGUUGUCUAAGACCCACCUUGAACUUCACUACUACCUCAGCAGCUGGGACGUCAGGCCACCUGUGCUUGACGGCCCUGAGAGGAGCCCUAUGGCUUUGGAGGCCUGCCAGUCACCCUGCCUAUGUUUGUGCUGUAUGCUUAGGGAAAAGAGAGCACCCCUCUCUCCCUUUCUUCCUACUGCUUUCCUAACCCUGAUGAUCGACAUGUUCCUCCACAAAUCACUCUGUCUCCAGGCUCUGUGUCUCUGGUUAGUUUGAGAGCAGGAAGCCAGGAAAAAAAAAAAAAAAGUUUGAGGUUUCAUCCCUGUCUCCUCACUAUGACUCUCUAAGCACCAUCUUGGACCAUCUCUCACAAUAGGCACAAAACAGC
Messenger RNA from Mus caroli (Ryukyu mouse), 2023 nucleotides. It is a transcript of the gene Adrb3, whose product is annotated as adrenoceptor beta 3. Lineage: Eukaryota; Metazoa; Chordata; Mammalia; Rodentia; Muridae. Gene Ontology annotation, cellular component: plasma membrane. Gene Ontology annotation, molecular function: beta3-adrenergic receptor activity; epinephrine binding. The record is from RefSeq and is a predicted model, not a curated record. Gene Ontology annotation, biological process: adenylate cyclase-activating adrenergic receptor signaling pathway; norepinephrine-epinephrine-mediated vasodilation involved in regulation of systemic arterial blood pressure; positive regulation of MAPK cascade.